Molecule: messenger RNA, 870 nt
Organism: Dothidotthia symphoricarpi CBS 119687
Lineage: Eukaryota; Fungi; Ascomycota; Dothideomycetes; Pleosporales; Dothidotthiaceae
Product: EF-hand
Exons: 3
Coding region: 1-870 (289 amino acids)
Cellular component (GO): cytosol; intracellular membrane-bounded organelle; membrane
Molecular function (GO): calcium ion binding
Source: RefSeq, a predicted model, not a curated record
AUGCAAUCGCAUGUCCACAAUCGCGAUAGCGAUGACCGCCGUCACGAGCGCGAUACGAGAUCGCAUAACAUACCGCUAUGCUCACACGACGUGCCCAUGCUGGAGCACCAUCAUCCGCCGCUCAACUUUGCGCGCCUACGCCAUGUCCAUGUGCCCCGCCACGACGAACGAGGAUACGCCCAUUACAAGACCCUGCAGCAAGUCGUCAUGGCCAACGCUGUUCGCGAGUUUGAGCAGGAGCUGUGGUCACGGAGCGUUGUGGAAUAUUUGGAGCUACAGAACGAAAAGCUGAUUGUGCGUCUUUACAGCCAGAGCAAGCUGUCCCAGCAGGAACUGGCCGACCUUCAGAAAGCAACCCACUUCGACAAGAAAGAGCUACAGCAAUGGUACAAGGGUUUCUUGAAGGACUGCCCGUCGGGCAUGCUUACCAAAGAGGAGUUCCAAAAGAUCUACAAACAAUUCUUUCCGUUCGGCGAUCCAUCAUCGUUUGCAGAUUAUGUCUUCAACGUAUUUGACGCGGACAAGUCAGGCACAAUCGACUUCAAAGAGUUUAUCUGUGCUCUCAGUGUGACUAGUCGCGGCAAGAUGGAGGACAAGCUCGACUGGGCAUUCCAACUGUACGACAUUGAUGGCGACGGCAAGAUUAGCUACGAGGAGAUGUUGGCGAUUGUAGAAGCCAUCUACAAGAUGGUCGGCUCCAUGGUCAAGCUCCCCGAAGACGAAGACACGCCCGAGAAGCGCGUAAAAAAGAUCUUCCGGAUGAUGGACAAGGACGAGAACGGCAGCCUGGACAUGGCCGAGUUCAAGGAGGGUUCCAAGCGCGACGAAACGAUUGUGUCGGCAUUGUCUCUCUACGAUGGUCUUGUGUGA